AGUUCCUUUAGUCAGCUUUCGACUAUUGCUCAAAAUGUGCGCUUAUUUUCUGGUGUAGAUACAUACAUUGAUAUGUACAUACAUAUAUACAAAAACAGAAGUUUAUUUUUUGGAACUGCAAAAUACAAGUUCAUACUUAUGUAUGCCUAAAACAAAUGUGUUAUUAAAAAUUAAAAAUUUGUGCUCUUGACUGAAAUGCAAAAUGGUUGUGAUCACGAAAGAUUAAAAAAUAUGUAUAAGUGAAAUUAAAACAUUUACUUGUUACUAUUUAUACAAACAUAAUGAGUCGUACUGAGCCUAUUACUUACAUUAAUAUCGCAAAGAUGCACCUAAUAAUAUAGAAAAAAGGAUGUUUUUAUCAAUCAACUAUUGAACGCCAAAUGUUAUGUUUUAAUUGAGGGCACGGAUCAUGAAUGAAAGUAAAGAGAUUAUCGAUAUGUCAACAGAUUCUGUGUCAAAUAUAUCAGACAAAUUUGAUAAAUGCUUAAAUUUGGAUAACGAGUUCUUAAACAAAUUACCUGGCGACAUUUCGGGUUCACCCCUUCAAAAAAAUGUUGUAUCAAAUCAUCAAUCGAUUGAGGGUCGUCCAAUCUAUCCGAAUGUUCCGUAUAGCCCAUAUGGUAGCCCUUUUGGAAGCCCUAGUUCUAGUCGACGCCGACCUGCUUUUCGAGAGUCUCGAAGGAUUUCAAUUGAAAAAUCUGGAAGUUUCCUUCAAUUGAAUCAAUACAAAUUAAUGGAUCAAAUUGGUCAGGGUUCAUAUGGUCUCGUGAAGUUGGCAUAUUCUGAAGAAGACUCUACACAUUAUGCAAUGAAAAUUCUUUCAAAAAAACGCCUAUUACGACAAGCUGGACUCAUGCGCCGCGGUCCAAAAAAAGCAACAUCUCCACUUGACCGGGUUUACAGAGAGAUAGCAGUUUUAAAAAAACUAGAUCAUCCAAAUGUUGUAAAGUUGGUUGAAGUGUUGGACGACCCAUUGGAGGACUCCUUAUAUAUGGUGUUUGAAUUGGUAAAGCAAGGAGAAGUCUUGAGGAUACCAACAAAUAGGCCAUUGUCUGAAGAAAAAGCUCUGAGUAUUUUCCGCGAUUCUUUACUUGGAUUGGAAUAUUUGCACUAUCAAAAAAUUAUCCAUGCCGACAUAAAGCCUGGGAACUUAUUACUGACGGAAUUUGGGCACGUGAAAAUUGCUGAUCUUGGUGUGUGCAACGAAUUUUUAGGAGAUGAUGCGAAAAUAAGUAAUGGAUCGACUGCUGGAACACCGGCCUUCAGAGCACCGGAAACUCUGAUUUUAGGAGAGAACCAAUAUUGUGGAAGAGCAGCUGAUGUCUGGUCUUUAGGUGCAACUCUGUAUUCUUUGAUAUUUGGAAAUGUACCUUUUUUAGCUGAGUCUGUGCCCUUAUUGUAUGACAAAAUAAGAAGUGAUGAUGUUGUGUUUCCAGAAAAUAUAUCUAUUUCAGAAAAUUUAAAAAGCUGCAUAAUUCAAAUGUUGGAAAAAGAUGUUAAUAACAGAAUAUCAGUUCCGCAGUUAAAGAGGAAUAAAUGGGUAACCACUGGUGGGCUCUUUCCCUUGCCAACAGAGGAGGAAAAUUGUUGUUUGGUUCAAGUGGAUGACGAAGACAUAAACUCCGUUGUCCGUAGCAUACCUAAACUGGACACUCUUAUAUUAAUAAAAACUAUGUUAAAAAAACAUUCUUUCGGAAAUCCAUUCCUUAAAGGUGAUUCCGAGAAAUCGUUGAGGCCAAAUGGCUCACGGAUUGAAAGAUUUGUUCGAGCAGGUCGAUCAAAUUCAGCCCCAGGUUCAUAUCAUACUGCGGUAAACAGGCAGUCAUCAGCAGACGUUUUACUUCCAUCUGUAACAGAACACUAUUAAGCUCAAAUUAAUGCAAAUUAAUGGAUUUAUUUAUUGUAAAUCAAAUGAUUAAUUUAAUGUAUAUGAUCUUAUGUUAGUUUAAACGUAAAACAGAAGUUAGACCGCCAUAUGUAUGUUGGUCUAUACUUCGGUUUAUUUAUAUAUGUACAGAGUUCGUUAAAAGAAUUUACACAAAUUCAAAAAUAGUUGGACAACGCAACUUCUUUGUUGUUACACUUCUUGUUGGCGGCUAAUUCCUGUGAAAUUUUCUUUAUCGAAUAGAUUGAUCUAUGAGAAGCAAGCCAAAAUGGAAUCCGAAAGAGAACAGUUCAUAGGACAAUGCUAAAACCAGAAACAAUAUGCAUCUUUAUGUUGGAUAUAG
Drosophila serrata is the source of this 2228-nucleotide messenger RNA. RefSeq names its product calcium/calmodulin-dependent protein kinase kinase 2. Gene Ontology annotation, cellular component: cytoplasm. The record is from RefSeq and is a predicted model, not a curated record. Gene Ontology annotation, biological process: intracellular signal transduction; protein phosphorylation. Gene Ontology annotation, molecular function: ATP binding; calcium/calmodulin-dependent protein kinase activity; calmodulin binding. Lineage: Eukaryota; Metazoa; Arthropoda; Insecta; Diptera; Drosophilidae.